Molecule: messenger RNA, 919 nt
Organism: Camellia sinensis
Lineage: Eukaryota; Viridiplantae; Streptophyta; Magnoliopsida; Ericales; Theaceae
Source: RefSeq, a predicted model, not a curated record
ACCAACCAGAGAUAACGGAUGUAAACUAGUGUUAACUACGCGAUCGUUAGAAGUGUCUAGAUAGAUGGAAUGCGUAAAUGUUGAAGUGGAGUGUCUCACGGAAGCUGAAACACUGAAUCUGUUUAUGAGAAAUGUUAAAGAACAUCAGACAGUGCUUGAUCCACAAGUGAAAGAAACUGCAGAAAGAGUUGCCAAAAAAUGUGUGGGUCUGCCCCUUGUAAUUGUUACUGUAGCUAGAAGUAUGAAAGGAGUGAAUGAAAUUCACGAGUGGAGAAACGCAGAGCAGAUUAUGGACAAAGAGAAAGGGCUAUUUAAGCGGCUUAAAUUUAGUUAUAGUCGCCUAAAAGAUGAACAAGCACGACAUUGUUUCUUGUAUUGUGCAUUGUAUCCAGAAGACUAUGACAUUGGUAGGGAAGAACUGAUAGAGUAUUGGAUUGCUGAGGGACUAAUACGUGAGACGGGCAAUAGAGAAUCAAUGUACAGCAAAGGUCACACUAUAUUGAAUAAACUCAUUAAUACCUACUUGUUGGAAGAAGGUGAAUGGAAAGAAUCUGUGAAGAUGCAUGAUUUGAUAAGAGAUAUGGCUCUCAAAAUAACAUCAACUAAUCCUCGAUUCAUGGUCCGAGCUGGUGAGGGAUUAAAAAGAGUUCCACAUAAAGACUGGUCUGAGGAUCUUGAGAGGGUUUCCUUAAUGUGCAACGAUAUUGAAGUACUUCCUUCUGAUCCACCCAUUUGGCCUCACCUCACCACCUUCCUAUUGGAAGUCAAUUUGUCAGAAGUACUUUGGAUUCCAGAUUCUUUCUUUAUGCAUAUGCCUCGUCUCAAGGUGUUGGAUUUGUCCUACACUGCCAUAGAGUCUGCCAAAUUCCAUCUCCAUGUUGGAGAAUUUGCAUCAACUGUUGCUACGUCAUUGUUAUAA